Glycine soja is the source of this 1789-nucleotide messenger RNA. Its product is annotated as BTB/POZ domain-containing protein At3g09030-like. Gene Ontology annotation, biological process: protein homooligomerization. The record is from RefSeq and is a predicted model, not a curated record. The coding region runs from base 154 to 1566 and encodes 470 amino acids. NCBI's taxonomy places the organism in Eukaryota, Viridiplantae, Streptophyta, Magnoliopsida, Fabales, Fabaceae. The transcript has a single exon.
ACCAAGUGUCGUCCCAAUAUGACAACUUGCAAACCCAAUACACAAAAAACAAAAUACUCGAAAUUAUUGUUAUUGCUAGACAGAAGAGUUGAAAAACAAAAGAAAAGCCUAACCUCAAUCUCUUGUUCUAGUUCUUAAUCUUGUUGUUCUACUAUGGAGGAAGAAAGCACUUCAGCGGAAUCCAAUCCUUCUUCGAGCGACCGCAUCAAACUAAACGUGGGCGGAAAGCUCUUCGAGACGACGUUCUCCACGCUCCGUUCUGGCGGCCCGGACUCGCUCCUCUUCGCGCUCUCGAACCGCCGAUCCGCCGACCCGAGCCCCGUCUUCAUCGACCGCGACCCGGAGAUCUUCUCCGUCCUCCUCUCCCUCCUCCGCACCUCCCACCUUCCCUCCGCCGCGCGCCGCUUCUCCAAGCACGAGCUCGCCGACGAGGCCCUCUUCUACGGCAUCGACUCCCACCUCCGGGCGGCCGCUGCCCCUCCCCCCUUCUCUGGCAUCGACGCGGCCCUCUCCGCUUCCCUCCGCCCCGCCUCGGAGGGCCUCCCCUCCUCUUUCGUCGCCUCCCCCUCCGGCGGCGUCUGGAUCGCCCACGGCGGCCAAAUCUCCUGCUACGAUCCCAUCCUCACCCAUGCCGCCACCGUCCGCACGCACCUCGACGAAAUCGACUCCAUCUGCAGAGUCUGGCCCGAGAUCGCCGCCGUCGGGUCCAAAUCCGACACCGGCCUCCACUUCUACAACUUCUCCGGCAGCCGCCACGUUGGAUCCGUCCACUGGACCGAUCCGCUCGAUCCUCGAAUCUUCAAAGCCAGCGUCAACGCCAUAACAAGCUCCUCAAACUCCGUUUUCGCUUCGUUCGAUUGUCCGCACAGAGAGAAUUGCAUAAUCGAAGUCGAUAAGGAGAAGCUUCUGAUCGCGAAUCAGUUCGCUCGGCAAUCAGGGAACCAGGCGAAGAACAUGGUUCCCCGAAAGCUGACGUGGAUUCCGGCGACCGGAGUUCUCGUCGGAAGCGCGGUCACCGGCGGCGCGUUCGGUUACUCCGGCUACGUCCGGUUGUGGGACCCGAGAUCCGGGGACGUGGUCUGGGAGACAAACGAGCCUGGUGGUUCGGGACGGAGCAGCAGGUUUGGGGAUUCGUUUGCUGACGUGGAGGCGGACGUGGAAGGGUUGUUGCUGUUCAAGCUGUGUUCUAAGUCCGGGGAUUUGGCUAUGGCGGAUAUGCGGUUUUUGAAGGACGAUCCUUGGGUUUAUAUGAAAGAGAAGAACCCUAGUUUGGUGAGUUGUGGUGAAGUGAGGAAUAGUGUGGUGCAUUGUUAUAGGGGGCAAGUGUUUGUGGCUAGAGAAGGAGCAUUGGAGGUUUGGUCAAGGGCGGAACAAAGGGAAAAUAGUGAGGGAAAUGCUGAAGGGUUUUUUAGGAGGAAUUUUGUGGAUAAGAGGGAGGAUUCAGAGAGAGGGGUUAUAAAGAAGAUUGAAGGUGGUGGGGAUAGGUUGUUUGUUAGUAGGGAAGAUGUUGAGGGUAUUGAAGUGUGGGAGAGUUCUCAUUCUGCAGGAGCAAUUUCUGUUUUGUGACAGUGAGCCAAAUUUUUAGUUAGCUAGGAUUUCAGCAUUACACGAAUAAAAUGUAAUUUUUUUUUAUAAGCGAUGAAUAAACCAUGACUUCAUGCAACUUUGAUACUAGUGUAUAGACAAAUGCCUCACUGAACUUUCUUUGCCUUCAAAACAUGGGGCAGUAUUUGCUGCAUUUUGUUAACUAUGUAUGCCAUCUUAAUAUAUUAUACUUUUGUUAAAUCCA